This is a messenger RNA of Chelmon rostratus (copperband butterflyfish), 7709 nucleotides long. RefSeq names its product dentin sialophosphoprotein-like. Bases 90 to 3110 code for a protein of 1006 amino acids. The transcript is spliced from 10 exons. Lineage: Eukaryota; Metazoa; Chordata; Actinopteri; Chaetodontiformes; Chaetodontidae. The record is from RefSeq and is a predicted model, not a curated record.
AUCACCACACACACACACACACACACAGACACGUUCACAGAGGCAGCUCCGCCUCUUCUGCAGUGUAGCGACAGCUAGUGAGGGCAGCAAUGGAGGAGCCAGCAGUGCAGCAGGAAAAAAUAGAGGGAUCAUGGGAAGGAGGGCAUGAUGGAGGGAAAGCAGACUGGAAGAAUGAGUGCUCCCUCUCCUCCCUCCUUAAACACUCCUGUCUUCUCUGCUGGUCGUCUCCCAGGGACACCGACGUCGUGGAAACGGAUGAGAGAGUCCUUACCAAGGCGGCCGAGAUCAGAGAGCUGGAGAAUUCAGUGGCGGUGGAGAACUUGGAGCUUCAGGAGCAGCAGUCAGACCGAAAGGAGCUGGAGGAGACUCUGGUUAAACUAGAGAAUCACAAAGAGAAGCUGGUGCAGCAAAUCAAAGCAAUCAGACAGCUCUGCUAUGAAGAGAGUCAACAGAUCCUGUCUCUGCAGGCGGACGAGGUGCAGAAGGAAAGCCAGGUGGAGGAGUAUGAGAGGGAACUCGCCAGAGCCAGGUGGAGGCUGAGGAAGCUCAGGGAUGAGGUGAAGCAGGCCAAGAGGAAGGUGGAGGAGGCUGGAGAGAGGAAUACUCCUUUGCAAGACUCCAUCAGACAGUCCUAUGAAGAGAUCCUGCAGGAGGAGCACACUCUGUGUUCUCUGUCAGGAGGUGCAGUCACUCCAGAAAGCCAACUGGAGGAGUCAACAUCUCCGGCGGACACCACUGAAGAUGAUCCGCUUCCCAUGAGGCCGUGGGGGAGAAGCCAGUCGCUGCCGACCUAUGCUAACCUGAUCAUGGGGGCCAGUGGCUCGUCUUUCUGCAAUAAUCUAGCGGAUACGAGAGAAGAAGCAGACGACAGUGGGACCAGCUCACCAAAGAUGGACAGAUCUGACAUUGAUGAUGAGCCAGAAGAGGGGGAGAUCAACAACGAAGGGGGAAAAGAAAGAGAGAAGGAAGAGUCCACUAUUAACGCAAACCCCCUCACCCAACUGGACUUUUACCAAGCCGACCCCUUUGCCCACUGUCAGAGUGACCAUGACCUCUUCAAUGAAGACCUGUUCCCUAAAACUGACUCGUCAGAUGGAUUUGCUUCAGAUCCCUUCAAAGGCAGUGACCCGUUUGCAGCAGAUAUUUUGUUCCCCGAGGUGAACGCCGGCGCUCAUGAAGGGCCUGAAAACGUUGGUGACGAGGCAGACACCAGUCUGUCCUGUGCUGAAAAUAAAGCCUCAACAGGAACUCAGUGCUUUGAGUCUGAAUUCCCCGAUGAAGACAGCGACAUAGAGAUCAGCUAUAGCCGAGAGGACCUGGACGCCAUUGCUGUGGUCGAUGAUUCUCAUGGAUUUAAACCAAUUCAGAGCUCAUCAGAGGAGCUGGGGCCGGAGCCCAUUCAUGGCUGGAGGUCCCAGGGUCAGUAUUCUGUAGAAUCAGACCCUAAUGGGUAUGAGCUGGACCUUGGCACUGUCUCCCCUCCCUCUGAUAUAGAAGAACACAGUCUGGGAUCUCUAGCUGGAGAGUCUAACGCAGAGGCAACGGAAGGACUAGAUAAAGGUCUGAGGUCUAGUUCAACUCAGGCUGUCCCUGCUGUUGGCGAACAAGUCCUUUUGGAACCAGACUGGACAGACAACGUAGAGCAAACUCUGUCACAUGAUGCUACCUUCAGUCAGGGGGCAGAGUGGGUUAGCAACAUCGAAGAGGAACCCGGAAACCCUGCAACUCCCCAAAACUCGCUAGACUCACAAAACCUCUUUAUCCAGCCAGACUCAGAUCAGAACAGAGAGCUAAGCUUUGAUUUGAGCUAUGAACCAACCAGUCAGUCUUCCUUUGAUCCAUAUGGGUUUAAACUCAGUCCAGAACAUUCUAGUCACACCCUCUUAGACCCUGAUGAAGCUGAACUGAGCCCAGAACCUGCUGAAAAUGAUCUGACUUUUGACCCUGAGCCCUCCUCUUCUCAACCAGACCAAGCAGACUUUGAUCCCUAUGGGUUUGAUGUCACUUCCCCACAGGUGGCACGGGACUCUGACCCUUAUGGCUUUAAGCUCAGCCCUGAGGAAGAGAACCAAGAGGUACUGGACCUCUGUGGCCAUGAUAACCAGGAGGCAAUGGACCUGUGCACCUAUGACAACAACAAGCAAGUAGAACCCUCUAACUAUAGCAACCAAGAAGUACUGGAAAGUCAUACCCAUGAAAACCAAGAAGUGCUUGAACAUUGUAGCCAAAAUAACCAGGAACUGCUGGAUUUGUUUAACAAUGGAAACCAAGAAGUGCUGGAAACUUCUAGUCUUGACAACAGGGAGUUAGUUGGUAAAGAAAACUAUGAACUCCUGGAUCUCUGCAGUCAUGACAACCAAGAGGUGGUGGAACCCUUUCGCAAUAACACAAUUGAGGAACUACUUCAACCUUGUAACUAUGAUAACCAAGAAGUGCUGGAACCUUGUAGCCAUUCCAAUCAGGAACUGCUGGAUUUCUCCUGUCCUGAAAAUCAAGAAGUGCUGGAUUUAGAUAACCAUGACAACCAAGAACUACUUGAUAUUGGUAGCAAAGAAUAUCAUCAAGUGCUUGUUGCGGGUAGCCACAACAACCAGGAACUCAGUAGCAGUGAAGAUCAGGAAUUGCUAGAUUUAAGUCAUGACAACCAGGAGGUGCUGGACUUGUUCAGUAAGGAAGUUUUCCCUGAAGCAAACAAUAACCAAUGUGUUGUGGAACCAGAGCUCAAUAUCAGUCCCACCAAUAACAGCUCAGACAGUGAUGUGGCAUCAGAGGACCUGCUGGGUCUUGAACUCAGUAACACCAGUAUCUGCACUACCAACAAAACUAACACGAAUACUGCUGACUCCUACAGCAUGGCAGUCAGUAACAUGUCUGCUAACCAGGACUUUGCUUCAUCCAACUUGUUGGAAGGUGACCUUGGUACAGUGUUUGGGGUUGGAGGAUACAUUGGUUGUCCUGAUGUAGCUGACGACCUAGAGCCUCUGGACAGAAGGCAGGCAAACCCAGUAACAGAGCCAGUACGACCAGUCAGACCGGUUAGGCCUCCUCGGCCCUCCCUCAGGGCCAAGGAGAAGGCUCAGUCACAGGCUCAGGGAAUCGACCUGAAGUGAUCUCUCACCAACCAACGCUCAUGUGGGGGUUGCCAUGUCAGCAGGGUUUCCAUGACAACAGCAUCAACUCAAGACAUGAAGAAGAUGAGGAGAGAAGUAAGAGGACAGGCAAUGAAACGGAGAUGAAGGGGGAUGGGUGGAAUGAAGGAUGGAUGGUUAAAUAGAUGGGGGGGGGGUCGUUCUGCUGUCAUUUAUGGCAAUAAUUGUAGUUUCAGCUGCUCUUUUGUUUGGAGGUUACAAAGGGAAAAAUUGAAAGAAUGGAGUAGGCAAGAUGUAAAAACUAGUAGGUACCAUGGGAUUAGCUGACUCCUCAAGAUUUAAUGAUUACUAUUAAUUGUAAUUAAUUGUAAACCAAUAUUAAUUGGCUCAUGACUUCAGUCUAUUUAGAGUGAUUUGUAGAAGUCAGGGUUGGAAACACAAUGAACAACAUGAAAAUAAUCUUCCCUAUUUUUAUUUGAGCUUAGUGUUGUAGCAUGUGUAAGUGGACAUAGAUAAAAUGUAUAUAUAUAUAUAUUAUAUACUCUAUUGUGAUUUUCAGGUUAUCUAGUCAAUUUGUAGUUUUAGGUCUAAAUUAAAUGAGUGCUAUAGAGAGUUUGGUCAGGCUGUACAGUGAGUGUAUAUUAGUACCGGUAACAUGCCCAGUGUUUGCAGUCAUCAGUUACUUUUAGGUGGUCCUUAAAGAGUACCUUGACAGCAGGCGGAAACGCAGUGCUUCACUGCCAUCUCUGGUUUAAAGUUUCCAGCCCGUUUCACCUUUAACCACAGCAUGACUGAUCUGUGUGGACAGAAGUUUGCUUUGUUGCACCUGUAACCACACUAGACAGUGAUCUCAUGGCAUCCUGGAGUACACCUGCACAGCACUGCCGCAAGGUGAGUUAACCACUGGAAGUCAGCAUAAUUACCUUUUUCAGGGGGUGUUAAAUUACUGUUUCGAGCAUUUUAGCCACUGAAAGUCAUACUUGAACAUUAUAAUCAGUAGCAUUAAACAAAUGGAUCAUCAUUCGGACAUCAACGCCAAAAACUGUCAGCAUCAAAUGGCCUCUACUCUGCAUUUCACUGCAUCAGUGUCCCAGUUCCAUAUGACAUACUAAUAAGAUGAAAAAGAAAAACUAUGCACUACUGUCAAAUUUGCACUAUUUUGGUAGUUAGUUUAGAAGAUAUUGAUUUUUUAACUGUUUGGUAUCAACACAAAAGGAUAGUAAGUAUGCAUAGACAGAUGUGAAACUGCGACUUUGAAAUAUUACUGCCAGUUUAAAAACGAAACAAAAACAGUCAGCAAAAAUUGUAUUUCCAAGGACCUUUAUUCUGUUUUGUGAGCUGCCACUGGAGUCGACACACCGCUCUCUGCCUUUUUCUUCACUAAUUUACAGCUGUGGAAAGCUGUUAUGCUGUAUUGUGGGACAAAAGUGUCCAUCAGCACAACACUCAAACCACUAGAAAGACAAAAAAGAUAAAAACAGAAAGACUUGUGACCACACUCAAAAAACAGCAAACAGAUAGGGUAACUUGAGCUAAUACAGAUUACAGCAGAUUUAACUUAUUAUCCAUAUAUCAGCAUGGGUGUAAAUGGAGUAGCAACAAAAUUACAGAAAUGCCAUCGUAUGUUUCAGAUGUCUAUAUCGUAUAGAGUUUGUCCACCAGAGAGAUCUGACAAGUUUAUUUUUGACACUGUAGAAUAUCCCACUCACCCCAAAAUCAGAUUUUACAAACAAACCAAUAGAGAUUUUGUACUUUUUUUGGUUUACUGGGGCAUUUUGAAUGUGUUUCACAACUGUCCAAAAUGUCUCCUGCAUUUCCUUUAUGCAUUGCAUUGUUGGCCAACUGUCAUCAGCAGCAGCACACUCAGGCUGCUGUAGGCAGGCAGAUUGACACCUUUGAAAAUGUGAAAUUUACUACCUACUGGAAACCUGCUUAGACAUAGUAUUAAGUAUGGAAUUGGGACACAGCUAGAUUCACGCACCAGGUGGGAUCUGGCACGAGCAGCACUUGAUCGCUUUACAGCGCAAACAAGUAGAGAAAUGGGCUGACAGUUUUCAGAGUUUCUUGCUGGCAGGUAAGGUCUGAUAGGCCAAUGAGAAAAUCCCUUCCAACAUGUUUACUCCCGCCAAACCAAAGACAGUCAGAGAGGGGGACUGAGCUCAGAUAGAAAUGGGCUUUAUGGUAAAUGUAUCCUGACUGCUCUGCCACCAUCAGCUCAGUAUUGGCUGCCCCUAAAGACUGCAGUGUCCAAACUCUGUCUCUGUAUGGCUAUGGGUUGGCUGUAGAGAGCAGUAGGUCUUGCUGGUUGAAUGAUGUCAGAUAAACCUGCAUGAAGUAGAACAUUUUCCAUCAUUCUUUUAUUAAACCUGCAAUAAUAGUUUUUGGGAACAAGAAACAAGUUGCAAACACAGCAUAGACAUAUGAUCACCUUUAAAGCUGAUAUGGUGAACAUGUGAACAUCUACAUAUAUUUAGACAUCCAGCAGUUGAGGAGCAAUGUGAUCAUUCAUUUGGAGACUCUUUAGCUCUACCAACUCCUGAGGUUAUUCAGCUGCUAAAUGCUCCCGUGUGUUCCCCUGCUCGUCUAGCUGUGGCAGGUCAUAAACAGUGGGUUUGUAGAGUUUUUUCGUUAAGAACAGCUGCCUGCUGUGAGGGUGGUGAGACCAACAACCAUCCAACAGUAAAGUAGCACAGCUAAACAAUGAGCUAAAACUGUGAAAAGCCGAGGGGGGAGGGGUUGCAGAUUCAGGUGAUUAUUCGUCAUAGGUUCAAGUGAUAGUGAUCAUUUCAUUUCAUACAUUGUUAUUGUUGUCAGUUACAGCUGCUUUAAGGUGACACAGACACUCAGAACAAAUGCUGCAGUUUAACUGUCACUGCUCUGUUUCUGCUGCUGGAAGAAACAGUCCACAACUACCAGUACAUUUCAUCUAGUGGCCUGGUUAGUGAAGCAGUCCACAUUCAAUAUAUCAUGUAACCAAUUCAUCAAACAGUUUACAAAUACAGAAAUAUACAUACAGAAUUAUUCUUAUAUAAAAUGAAGAAUGUGAUUGUAUGAUAGAACAGUGGUGUGUCCAAUGAAGGUGAUCUAUCUCGGAUGACAGUCUACCAUCACACUGGAACAGACAGGCACUGCAGGAACAUUUCAGUUAAUAUUAAGUUUCAGUUCUCGCCUACCUCAUCACUACUUUGCCAUGAUUGCAUGACAACACUGUGAACCCUGAAAAGCAAACAUUCUGUGUAACCAUGUGCUGUGUCAAGACAAAAUGCAAAGUCAUGUACUGUACACACUGUAUAACCAAGACAUUAAAAAGUAUGAUACGACGCCUCUGAGUCAGAUCUGACAUUCUGCUGGCUUUAUGGACAAGAACAAGAGAUGAGUUCGGAACAGUCAACGUCAUCAGGCAACAUAACUAACAGACAUAUUUCAUAUAAAUACUGUAUACCUGUGAGAGCCAGUCUUCAGUGCCAUCUUCUGUACAAAAUCAUGUUCAGUUAAAUUUUCAAAUGAAUCAAAUUUGUCAUUCAUGCAGUACAAGCAACAUACAGGCAUGACAUGGAUUUGACUGUGGGUGAUAUGGAUAACUUAUCCAUCACAGUAUAUGUAACCUUAUGUCAAGAUGCACCUAAAUACUGCAAUAUAUUACAUUUCUUGGAAAAAGAAAUUGAUAAUUAAAAUAGAUAAAGGCAUUUUUUUUGUUGUUGUUUUGGGGUAAUCCUGCAAAUUAGGUACCAAGCAACUGAAAGCCAGUUUGUAGUAAAGCAGUCCUAUUCAGUGAUUUGCAAAAUUGAACACAAAAACCCCAUACAACCAGUGAUAUUAGGUGGGAUAUCUGCAGCGGCGCUGUAAUGGCACAGCACUAGAACAAUUUACAGCAUAUUGUCUCAUAAUAUUUAUCAUAAAUCAACACUUCUGCAUGACAUCAACAUUUUAUGUUCAGCUGUUUGAAAAACAUGUUGUUUUGCAGUUUCCAACAAAGUAACUAAAGGAAACGUGUAGUGGAACAUGUGUUAAAGCACUUCGAAGAACGCUGGCACUCCUAUUAAUGUACCAGAUUUGUUCUUCAGAACAAGGAUUCAGUAACAUUUUCCACCUGGAGUUUCCUCUUAAAACACGAACAACAUGUACAAGUGUCCCACGUCUGAGUUAUACUAUCCAAAGCUAAAACUGUUCUUGACUUAUAAAUGGUAUCCAUACUGAAAUGUUGAAAAUGCAUCAUUGUACAUAGGCACACGUAGCACAAUAAGAUCACAUUCCCUGCACUGUAAAAAUGACAACAUAUUUAUUUAUGGACUAUUAUUUUGUAAUCAUUUCUAUUUAUUCUGUCAUGAUCACAAUACUCGUGAAAGCAGGUGUCAGAGCAGUAAUGUUGUCGAGAGAGACAGAAAAGAUAGUUGCUUCUGGAGCUUGUCAUUUGUUGCAGCGUGUGUUUUCUAUCAUACAGAUGUAUGCACUUUAAAAGCCAGGGUUGACUGAAAUGAUAUUCAAAACAACUUCUGUGUUUUGCCAUGGUCAAACCAUAGUUUCUUGUGAUGAUAAUACAUUUCUGUGUGAUGUCGUAUGUGUUGCUGUCUAAUUGUGAGGUUCUGUGUUGGAAAAAUUAAGAAAUAAAAGUCUUCUAUA